ACUAAUUAACAAGACUUGUCUUAACUUAAAAAUGUCUCUCUAUCACUCUCUUUGCUUUGUCCUCCUCCUCAUCCUCUCUCUCUGCCAUGGCUCUCACAGCCUCCGACCACGUCGUCCACGUCGAACUCCUCAUCUCGAUGGGCUACUCCCAAAUGGCAACUUUGAGCAAACCCCUCUCAAAUCGAACAUGAAAGGUCGACAAAUAAUCGGCACAAACUCUCUCCCUCACUGGCAAAUCUCCGGCCACGUGGAGUUAGUUUCCGGUGGGCCACAGCCCGGAGGGUUCUACUUCCCGGUCCCACGUGGGGUCCAUGCGGUUAGGAUAGGAAACUUAGCUUCCAUCUCUCAGGACGUGCAAGUGAAGCGUGGUUUGGUCUACUCUCUAACGUUUGGAGCCACGAGGAGUUGCGCUCAGGACGAGAACAUCAAAGUCUCCGUACCCGGUCAGGCCAACGAGCUUCCGAUCCAGACCGUCUUUAGCUCAGACGGUGGCGACACUUACGCUUGGGCUUUCAUGGCAACGUCCGAUGUGGUUAGAGUCACUUUCCAUAACCCUGGUGUUCAAGAGGACCACACUUGUGGUCCCCUCGUUGAUGCUGUCGCUAUCAAAGAGAUUCUUCCCGUCCGUUAUAACGGAGGAAACUUGGUGAAAAACGGCGGAUUCGAGAUUGGCCCACAUGUAUUCGCUAACUUCUCGACCGGAAUCUUGAUUCCGGCGAAGAUUCAAGAUUUGAUCUCACCGCUUCGUGGUUGGAUCAUCGAGUCGCUAAAACCGGUGAAAUAUAUCGACAGUCGCCAUUUCAAAGUUCCCGAUGGACUCGCCGCCGUGGAGCUAGUCGCCGGAAGAGAAAGUGCAAUCGCUCAGAUCAUACGUACCGUCGCCGGAAAAGCAUACAUGCUCUCGUUCACGGUGGGAGAUGCGCAAAAUGGCUGCCACGGUUCUAUGAUGGUGGAGGCGUUUGCCGGGAAAGAGCCGUUUAAGCUUACUUUCGUGUCAGAAGGUAAGGGAGACACUAAAACGGGGCGUUUUAGAUUUGUGGCCGAUUCGGAUCGCACCAGGUUAACUUUUUACAGUGGGUUUUAUCAUACCAAGCUUCAUGAUUUUGGUCAUCUUUGUGGGCCUGUUCUUGAUAGUGUUAUUGUAAUUCCGACCCAUUAAGGG
Messenger RNA from Eutrema salsugineum, 1162 nucleotides. RefSeq lists its product as uncharacterized. The record is from RefSeq and is a predicted model, not a curated record. The transcript has 3 exons. The coding region runs from base 32 to 1159 and encodes 375 amino acids. Lineage: Eukaryota; Viridiplantae; Streptophyta; Magnoliopsida; Brassicales; Brassicaceae.